AGUGGCUGACUAACAUGGCUGACUAACUACCUGCCACAGAUUCUCUUCAUGGAUAACAGAGGAAGACGACAAAGGAAACACAAAAUUAAACCUAAUUAAUCAUCAACAAAGACAUUAAACGUCAAGAAAAACCAACCCACCACCUUUGUUCCAUCACUUUGACUUCCAGUGCAUGUGGCCCUGAAGUAGUCUUAAGAGAGGAGGCUGGGAACGCAUAGGCCUACCACUAUGCACUGUAAACAGAGAGGCUGGGACUGUGGAGGUGUGGGGAGAACCAGGCCUCCUCCAGGCAGAACUAUCCCCCUGGUGCUGGGGCUCCUGGUGGCUCUGGUCCAGGGCACUGUACCUGGGGGACCGGUAGUGGAGGGCCUGGGGGAGAUGGUGUUGGUGGACCUGGAAGCAUCCAUGCACUCCUCGGUCCUCUCCGACUUGCAGGCUCCAGCCUCUGUCACAGAGGGACCUCCCACGGGUAUCCCAGAAUCCCUGCCUGUGGUCACAGAGGUGGCCCCCGCAGGCAUCCCAGACUGUUCAGCGGUGGUGGGCCACGGGUUCCAGUUGAGGAUUCCGCCCAGGGUGACGAAUGGCAGUUGUAAUGUUCAGGUAAGCACUCAUGACUAGGAUGUUACUACCAAAUAGGAUUACUAAGACGUUCCUAUUAAAUUACUAGAGGUGCUAUUGUUAUGUAGUAGGCAGUGUAGUGUUAUUGUGUUGCCUACCUGUGUGCUAUCUAGGUAACACUUCCACACUUCAUCCCCAGGUGGCAGCAGCCGGGUCCAGGGGUUGCCAAGGUUUGAUUAAAGGGAUACUUUGGGAUUUUGGCAAUGAGGCCCUAUAUCUACUUCGCCAGAGUCCGAUGAACUUGUGGAUACCAUUUUUAUGUGUCUGCGUGCAGUUUGAAGGAAGUUGCUAACUAACGCUAGCGUAAUUGCUAACUAGCGUUAGCGCAAUGACUGGAAGUCUACACACUAACGCUAGUUAGAGGGUUUCGCGAGCCAAUGCUAACUUCCUUCAUACUGGACACAGAGACAUGAAAAUGGUAUGAGGUGCUGGGGAAGUAGAUAAAAGGCCUCAUUGCCAAAAUCCCAAAGCAUCCCUUUUAAGCACAGGUUCUGCCAUUUUUUAAGGUGGUUGUCAGUCAGUGUCCCAGCUUGCAAGCCGUGAGGCUGUGGGUUUUGUUUCAUGGCCAUGAGUCCUUUCGUUAGUUUGAGUCUUUAGUUUGGGCAUGCCUUUUGUAUUUUUCCUUUUUGUACAUAUUUAUGUUUCGUCACCAUCUGAACAAAUAGUAAUCCGCUUGGACUGGCCGAACAAGGUCAAGAGAGACAGCUGGACCAGUAGCAGUGCGUAGGUAAAAUCACAGGAAGCGAAGCCAGUAAAAAUCCAUAUUACUACAUAUGUUGUGAUAAUUGUGUUGUUUGCUCUAUAACCCAUCAGUCCAUAUGCCAGUGUGAUAUAUAUAAUAAGGCAGUAACAACAGUCACACAGUCGCAGAAUAAAUUGAAUUACACAUAUGUUUGUUUCAUUAAAAACCGGAGAGCAGCAUACAGUUGAAGUCGGAAGUUUACAUACACCUUAGCCAAAUACAUUUAAACUCAGUUUUUCACAAUUCCUGACAUUUAAUCCUAGUAAAAAUUCCCUGUCUUAGGUCAGUUAGGUUCACCACUUUAUUUUAAGAAUGUGAAAUGUCAGAAUAAUUGUAGAGAGAAUGAUUUAUUUCAGCUUUUAUUUAUUUCAUCACAUUCCUAGUUGGUCAGAAGUUUACAUACACUCAAUUAGUAUUUGGUAGCAUUGCCUUUAAAUUGUUUAACUUGGGUCAAACGUUUCGGGUAGCCUUCCACAAGCUUCCCACAAUAAGUUGGGUGAAUUUUGGCCCAUUCCUCCUGACAGAGCUGGUGUAAAUUAGUCAGGUUUGUAGGCCUUCUUGCUUGCACACGCUUUUUCAGUUCUGCCCACAAAUGUUCUAUAGGAUUGAGGUCAGGGCUUUGUAAUGGCCACUCCAAUACCUUGACUUUGUUGUCCUUAAGCCAUUUUGCCACAAGUUUGGAAGUAUGCUUGGGGUCAUUGUCCAUUUGGAAGACCCAUUUGCGACCAAGCUUUAACUUCCUGACUGAUGUAUUGAGAUUUGGCUUCAAUAUAUCCACAUAAUUUUCCUUCCUCAUGAUGCCAUCUAUUUUGUGAAGUGCACCAGUCCCUCCUGCAGCAAAGCACCCCCACAGAAUGAUGCUGCCACCCCCAUGCUUCACGGUUGGGAUGGUGUUCUUCGGCUUGCAAGCCUUCCCCUUUUUCCUCCAAACAUAACGAUGGUCAUUAUGGCCAAACAGUUUUAUUUUUGAUUCAUCAGACCAGAGGAAAUUUCUCCAAAAAAUACGAUCUUUGUCCCCAUGUGCAGUUGCAAACCAUAGUCUGGCUUUUUUUAUAGGGGUUUUGUAGCAGUGGCUUCUUCCUUGCUGAGCGGCCUUUCAGGUUAUGUCAACAUAGGACUCGUUUUACUGUGGAUAUAGAUACUUUUGUACCUGUUUCCUCCAUCAUCUUCACAAGGUCCUUUACUGUUGUUCUGGGAUUGAUUUGCACUUUUCGCACCAAAGUACAUGAAUCUCUAGGAGACGGGUAAAUCUCUAGCAGAUGAGUAAAGGGAUCAAUAGAGGGUAGAGUCAGUCAGACAGUCUUGUCACUAAACCAGGUUCCUCCAGUGAGCAGAGUGAUGAGCUAGUUUCCCCACAUGAUCAGGUUUGUGUAACCACAGCGAAAGGUCACGUGUCUCAGGGGGCGGAGGCUCUCAAUGAGAGCUUUGAGGUAUCCCCAGUUUGUGAAGUUACUCAUGUUCAGAGGAGUGCUGAUUUGAAAACCAUAUAGGGAGGAGAAUAGUUGUGUGGGAACAUGGAGGAAACUUUGUUUGUCAUACUAGAAAGUGGUUUCCAGGAAAUGGUUCUCCCUAGUGAGGAAGGUGGUACUUGUGUCUCUAGCUGAGACCUGGGCAGAGAUGAGAUGUAGUGUACCCUCUGCAGGUUGAGGAUGAGGUUGAUUCAUGUGUCAAUUUAGGAGAGACGUUCUUUGUUUGUUUGAGUGACACUGAUACACUAGGUUCUGAGAAAUGAAUUGGUUUCCCCAAGUGAUCUGUUGAAGUCAGUUUGUCAGUGAGUCUUUUAUUCCUUUAGCUGACAUGUUCUUUGCCACAGUAGAGGUUUUUUGGGUGUCAGGUUUUGAUUUAGCUGACACUUCACUCAGUGAGCUAUGGGAGGGAGGAGAUUCUUCCCAGUCAUGUUGCGAGAUUAGUGAGGAUUCACAGGAAGACCGGGUCUGGGGUUUUCGGGGUGACAAGGCGGUGUCUUGUGAUGAGGAUCAGGAGCUUGAAGAAGUGAGUUUGGCGGGAAAGCCAGAUCCACCGGAUUUGUCACUUCUUUUAAAAAGUUUUAUUUUAUUUAUUGUCUCAUUGAUGCAACUCCCCAACGUGCUCGGGAGGUGAAAGUCGAGUCAUGCGUCCUCCGAAACAUGACCCGCCAAACCAUGCUACUUAACACCCGCCUGCUCAACCCGGAAGCCAGCUGCACCAAUAUGUCGGAGGAAACACUGUUUAACGGACAACCAAGGUCAGCCUGCAGGCACCCGGCCUGCCACAAGGAGUCGCUAGAGCAAUGAGCCAAGUAAAGCCCCCCUGGCCUAACCCGGACGACGCUGGGCCAAUUGUGUGAUACAGCCCGGGAUCGAACCCGGAUCUGUAGUGAUGCCUCUAGCACUGCGAUACAGUGCCUUAGACCGCUGCGCCAUUCGGGAGGCCCUCGGUUUUGUCGCUUCUGGUUGUUGAGUGUGUCUCCAGUUAAGGUGGAGGAAAGUGAGGAGGAUAUGGCUAACGGGUCCGUUUCAGUGAGUGCUCAAAGCUAAACAUGGAUGGUGUGCCUAGUGAGUUGGCUGAAGUUGUGGUCAAUGUUCACUGGUGGUGGUUGCUCCACGUCUUUUAUCGCUGGCUCCAUAUCAGAUGGAGCUUGUUGCUUGUGACCAUGGUCCUGGUGAAUGGAGUUGGUCUCUCAGUUUAGAACCAGAGCGGUCACAGGUUGUCCUAUGGUUUGUUCAAGUCAGAGACUUUUGUCAGGAAAAAUAUUACCUGAGUGCAGAGCUGUGAUUUUGAUGGUUUUGUUUUGACUGGGUUCUGGAUUUGAGAAUGGCUUUCUCUCAGAGUUUAGGGUUUUUGUAGUCCGGUUGUGUAACUGCAGCUCUAGGAUUUUAUAGUGUACAUAUUUUGUCUCUUCAGUUAAAGAUGUUUUAUGGAAUAAUAUAUAUAUAUAUAUAUAUAUUACACACACUCAGUUGAAGUCGGAAGUUUACAUACACCUUAGCCAAAUACAUUUAAACUCAGUUUUUCACAAUUCCUGACAUUUAAUCCUAGUAAAAAUUCCCAGUCUUAGUUCAGUUAGGAUCACCACUUUAUUUUAAGAAUGUGAAAUGUCAGAAUAAUUGUAGAGAGAAUGAUUUAUUUCAGCUUUUAUUUAUUUCAUCACAUUCCUAGUUGGUCAGAAGUUUACAUACACUCAAUUAGUAUUUGGUAGCAUUGCCUUUAAAUUGUUUAACUUGGGUCAAACGUUUCGGGUAGCCUUCCACAAGCUUCCCACAAUAAGUUGGGUGAAUUUUGGCCCAUUCCUCCUGACAGAGCUGGUGUAACUGAGUCAGGUUUGUAGGCCUUCUUGCUCGCACAUGCUUUUUCAGUUCUGCCCACAAAUGUUCUAUAGGAUUGAGGUCAGGGCUUUGUAAUGGCCACUCCAAUACCUUGACUUUGUUGUCCUUAAGCCAUUUUGCCACAACUUUGGAAGUAUGCUUGGGGUCAUUGUCCAUUUGGAAGACCCAUUUGCGACCAAGCUUUAACUUCCUGACUGAUGUCUUGAGAUGUUGCUUCAAUAUAUCCACAUAAUUUUCCUUCCUCAUGAUGCCAUCUAUUUUGUGAAGUACACCAGUCCCUUCUGCAGCAAAGCACCCCCACAGCAUGAUGCUGCCAACCCUGUGCUUCAUGGUUGGGAUGGUGUUCUUCGGCUUGCAAGCAACCCCCUUUUUCCUCCAAACAUAACGAUGGUCAUUAUGACCAAACAGUUCUAUUUUUGUUUCAUCAGACCAGAGGACAUUUCUCCAAAAAGUAUGAUCUUUGUCCCCAUGUGCAGUUGCAAACCGUAGUCUGGCUUUUUAUGGCGGUUUUGGAGCAGUGGCUUCUUCCUUGCUGAGUGGCCUUUCAGGUUAUGUCGAUAUAGGACUCGUUUAACUGUGGAUAUAGAUAAUUUUGUACCUGUUUCCUCCAGCAUCUUCACAAGGUCCUUUGCUGUUGUUCUGGGAUUGAUUUGCACUUUUCAUUCCUCUCUAGGAGACAGAACGCGUCUCCUUCCUGAGCGGUAGGACGGCUGCGUGGUCCCAUGGUAUUUAUACUUGCGUACUAUUGUUUGUACAGAUGAACGUGGUACAUUCAGGCGUUUGGAAAUUGCUCCCAAGGAUGAACCAGACUUGUGGAGGUCUACCAUUUUCUUUCUGAGGUCUUGGCUGAUUUCUUUUGAUUUUCCCAUGAUGUCAAGCAAAGAGGCACUGAGUUUGAAGGUAGGCCUUGAAAUACAUCCACAGGUACACCUCCAAUUGACUCAAAUGAUGUUAAUUAGCCUAUCAGAAGCUUCUAAAGCCAUGACAUCAUUUUCUGGAAUUUUCCAAGCUGUUUAAAGGCACAGUCAACUUAGUGUAUAUAAACUUCUGACCCACUGCAAUUGUGAUACAGUGAAUUAUAAGUGAAAUAAUCUGUCUGUAAAGUUAUAUUGGAUAGAUCUAUUCAAUGGCACGAUCUCAUCAGUGUGUUACUUAACACACACAUUCCAAUAAAUCAUAUAUAAAAAAAGCUUUGUCUACAGAUGAAUUCAGGACAUCAUACAUAUAUAUAUAUAUAUAUAUACACACACACACAUACAUUCAUACAUAAAAAUAAACAUAUCUUUAGCUUACACAGAUUUUUGUAUUAUGCACGGGUGCGUUAACCGACUCUUAAGGAUUAACAGGCUAUAUUUUGUUAUGAUACGGAUUGAAAAAUAAUUGCAUUCCAAAAGAGAUCGACCUGGCUACAGUAGGCUAGCCAAGACAAAUGCUAAAGUGUCUUUUUUUUGUAGCUUUCUUUUUGCAGACUAUCAACAGUAGGCAGCAUAUUGCUAGUAUAUUAACUAUUGAAGGUUUACUAUUGUAAAGCACUUUCCCUAAAAUAAAUAAGCUCAGUGAGUAGAUUGAUGGGCACUUAUUAUUGUUCAGGACAGCUCGAAUGUGCUGUGUGAACGUGUUUCAACUUCUGUACUGCUCGAGAAGUUGUGACUCGCGGGAGCGUGGUGGUGCUUGAAUGACCGUCCUAUAUCUCAAAUACAAAUGGCACGACUUUUCCGUGUUUUUCAAUGGUAGACCACGACAGGGCAGGUAAAUGUUGAACUGGAAUGCAAAAAUGCGCUGAGAAUUUACUGGCCCUCUACCUCAUUUCCGUAAUCGUUUGUGCCCAACUGCUUGAUCACAAUACCGUACUUAUUCCAAUCUUCCUGUUUAUGCUGAAAUAUGUAUGAGGAGUUUACCUUGCACAUAAGAGCCAGCUCUCAAAAUCUCUUUGGAAUUGGGAACAGCUAUUACAGCAGAACAGAAAAUGGAGAGAACAAGUACUUUUUGGGAAGCAUUGUACUAAAUAAGCUUAACUUUACUUAGCCACAACCACUUGAUUAUCUUCUAUUUCCUAUACCCCCUUCUACUUCCCCCAGCUCCUAUGGCUAUUUUGAACCUUACUGCAAAUAUUUCUAUUUGACAAUAAACAUACUCUUGGCCGGAUCAUUCUGUUGUAGCAAUUUGUUUCAGCCGUAGGCUUCUCAAUAACUAGCCAAAGAUAUUCAUAUUUGCAAUGCUAUACAUAAUAUUAUGUCUCUGUGGGGUUUUUUCUCACUCUAUCACUGCUGAUUGAGGUUGUCUGUGGUGGAAUUUGUUCAAACAAGGAGUUUAUGAAUGGGAUUAGAUUAAUAUUGGCUCCUUGUAUUAUUGGGAAUGAUAUCGUGUCACAUCGUAAUGUCUCAAAAUGAAUGGGUGACGACUUGGGCGGCUGUCAUUUUGUGAAUAGGUGCUAACUGUGAGCCGAGCUUCCUGCUCACUUCAACAAGGGUCAGUAGAGACAGCAAUACACAGAUUAAAUGAGUGAAUGGAAAACGUGAGACUGGGUUUUCCAUAUUAUAAACCCUUUCAUAAUAAUACCCUUAAGAUUACUGUAUAGUUGGGUAGGUUUUUAUUGGCAGAAUCUGCCUCUUGUUUGAAACACCGUCUCUUUUAAGAAUUUGAUCUAUGCGCCAUAACUUUCCCCUAUCUCUAAACCUUUCUUCUCUCCUAUUGCAGUUAACUGAGGUGGGAAAGGACAGCUUGCCCUCCUGGCUGCACUGGGACACCGGGAGCUGCAUCCUACAAGGCCUGGCCCUGGAGCAGGACAAAGGUGUCCACCAUAUCUCCCGCUCAGAGAUAAACAGUGGCCAUGGCCUGGAGGCCUUCUCUAUUGAGGUGCACCCAGAAGAGCGAGCCGACACUGAACCGGCCCUGUUGGCCCUCCAGGCUGAGAGCAACAACCUCCAGCCCUUCACCUGCGGCAACGAGGAGCCCGUCACUGUCCUCACCAUAAUCCUGGAUGCCGACCUCACCAAGAUGGACGCCCAGCAGAGGGUGGGCCUGCUGGCCAGCAUGAAGAAGUUUUCCGGUGUCCCUCUGGAGCACAUGAGGGUGGUCCCCGUCGUCAACAACCGCCUGUUUGACAUGUCCGCCUUCAUGGCCGGGCCCGGAAAUGCCAAGAAGGUGGUGGAGAAUGGGGCCCUGUUGUCAUGGAAGCUUGGCUGCGCCCUCGACCAGUCCAACAUUCCGAAUAUCAACAGCGUCCAAUCGCCUGCCAAGGACGGGUCCAUGUCGUCCAAAUUAGGCUACCCAGUGGUGGGCUGGCACAUCGUCAACAAGAAGCCCCACUUGGUGAAACGGGUCAGGAGGCAGCUGGGAAACACCCCCACCCCUGUGCCCUCCCUGCUCCCCCCAACCACUCACCCCGAGCCCCCUACUCGCAUCGUUCCCACCCCCACAUCCCCUUUCAUCUCCCUAGCCACUGACAGCUCUGUCCCCCCUGUCCGUGGCCCCUUGCCCUUGCCGGUGAAGCCCACGAUCAGGCUAAGAGAUCAGAUUGCCCACACUCCUACUAUAGGGGUUCCUCAGCCCACUAGGAUCCUGGGCACCACCAGUACCAUCCCCAUACAGCCUACUAUUACCCGGCCUGCUAUUCCAGAGGCUACUGCUCUGCCCACCCCACCAAGCACCACUAGAAGGCCCAAGACCUCCACCACCAAGAAAACCAAGAAGCCCAAGACCUCCACUCCAGUGCCUAGGGAACCUAAGACCACGACUAAGCCACCCAGACGCACCAGCCAUCUGUCUCCGGUUCCUGACUACAACAACGAGAAGCCCCAGCUACGCAACCCCAUCGACGAGGUGAACGCCUGGGUCGGGACCUACUUUGAGGUGAAGGUUCCUCCUGAUACCUUCUUCGACAAAGAGGAUGGCACCACGGACAAGCUGCGUCUGACUCUGAGGAAGAACCACAACGAGGUGGUGAGCGAGACCUCCUGGAUCCAGUUCAACAGCACCAUCCAGCUCCUGUACGGUCUCCCAGAGAAAGAACACAUGGGCAAACACGAGUACUUCAUGCUGGCCACCGACAAGGCAGGCAUGAGCACCAUAGACGCCUUUGAGGUCCAUGUCAACCAUUUGUCAGUCAAUGACAAACCCUCUGUCGUUUUUGCUGCCCGUUUCCACGGUGAACCCAAGACACUGACCAACGACGUCCACAAGAAGAUCCUCCUGACUAAGAAGUUGGCGUAUGCACUGGGCGACCGGAACACCAGCACAGUGACCCUGCGGAGUAUCACCAAGGGCUCCAUUGUGGUGGAGUGGACCAACAACAGCCUCCAGCAGAGCCCCUGUCCCAAGGACCAGAUCACCGUCCUCAGCAGAAAGAUCUCCGACCCCCAGGGCAGGCCCACUCUGGCGUUCUCCAAUGCCAUGGAGCCAGACUUCAAACCCAUCAACAUCUCAGUUCGCGGCACCAACAAGUGCCAUACCUACACGUUUGUGCCCCCAGGAGAAGUGAUCAUCCUUGUUCCCCCUCCAGCCACUCCUUCCCCUGGCACGGGUCGUAGCACCAGUGACGAUGUCUACCUGCACACGGUCAUCCCGGCUGUGGUGGUGGCGGCACUACUGCUGAUCGCCGGCGUCAUCUCAAUGGUCUGCUACCGCAAGAAGCGCAAGGGCAAGAUGACCAUUGAGGAGCAGGCCACCUUCAUCAAGAAAGGCGUGCCCAUAAUCUUUGCAGAUGAGUUAGACGACUCCAAGUCCCCCCCGUCCUCCAGUAUUCCCCUAAUCCUGCAGGAGGAGAAGCCGCCCCUGCCCCCUCCGGAGUACCCCAACAUGGCUGGCCCUCACAGCACCCUGCUCAACCAGGAUCUCCUGGAGGAGUACUCCAUCUACCAGGAUGAGGACCCCAACGCACCCCCCUAUCAGCCCCCUCCACCCUUCACUGUUCCCAUUGAGGGGAAAGGGUCCCGCCCCAAGAACAUGACAUCAUACAGGUCGCCACCUCCCUACGUGCCUCCCUAA
Molecule: messenger RNA, 9651 nt
Organism: Coregonus sp. 'balchen'
Lineage: Eukaryota; Metazoa; Chordata; Actinopteri; Salmoniformes; Salmonidae
Source: the annotation of a GenBank genome assembly